CUGGCGCGGUUGCUACGGGUAACGCCUGCUCUGUGGUAACCCGAGUACAGAGGGGUAAGCGCGCGCACAGAGCCGCUCUGUCUGAGGGGGGCGGCGUUGUCCCCCACCUCAUGAACCCCCCACCCAGCACCGGGCUCUCCCAUACCGGAAGUGGCCGUGUUGUCCCGUCGUUGCGCCCUCAGCAGCACUGUGUCACACUCACACACACCGGAAGUGGCGCUGGCUGCGCGGCGGUUUGGCGCCGGUGGAGGGAGUCCUUCGUGCGGCUGCACUUCCGGUCGGCAUUUUGUUCUGUGUGAGGGAGAAGCGGAUCCCGAUUAGCCUGAAGCGGCCGCCGCGCACUGACCGGACUCCUCCCCUUCGCCGCCAGCCCCCCCCCAGCUCUCUCUUCUCCCUCCGGGCCGUACUCGGCAGCCCGUGUCUCGGGGACGGGGGACAGCGACGCCCGUUGUGAGGACGCACGGAGAGCUGCGGCCUGACGGGAAGGCAGUCGUGUCCGGAUAGAGAGCGCUCGGGCCGGGGAGUGUACGUGUGUGUGGCGGACACUCGGACUGUGAAUCUUCCCCCCCCUUCCCUCUGUUGGUUCCCGGCGGCGGCUGCAGGCGGGAGGGAGGGGGGCAGGACGGGGGAAGGAGGAGGAGGAGAAGGGAUCGGCUCCUUCCCCGCUCCCCCUCUCUCUACAUGUCCGGAUUAUCCUCACCAGGCCCGGAGUGACGGAAGAUCGGCUCCCCCCUAGCGGCCCGGACUGGAGGCCGCAGUCCCAGCCUGCCGCUCAGUGUAUAGGAGAUGGGAAGUAAUGACAGGUGGCACCUUCAUUAAAAUACCUGCCUAGAUUCCACCAUCCUACAGCUUCAGGAUGAAUGGGGAUAUGCCUCAUGUUCCCAUUACGACUCUAGCGGGAAUUGCUAGUCUCACAGACUUACUGAACCAGCUGCCUCUUCCAUCCCCUUUACCUGCUACAACUACAAAGAGCCUCCUCUUUAAUGGACGGAUAGCAGAAGAGGUGAACUGCCUUCUGGCAUGCAGGGACGAACCUCUGGUGUCACAGCUUGUCCACAGCCUCAAUCAGGUGUCAACAGACCACAUAGAACUGAAAGAUAACCUGGGAAGCGAUGAUCCUGAGGGCGACAUACCAGUCUUGCUGCAGGCCACCUUGGCCAGAAAUCCCAAUGUUUUCAGGGAAAAAAGUAUGCAGAACAGAUAUGCGGUGCAAAGUGGGAUGAUGAUGCCCCAGUAUAAGCUUCCCCAGAAUUCCAUGCAUGGCAGCCCAGCAUCUUCCAAUUAUCAACCAACCACUAUCUCUCAUAGCCCUUCCAGUCGAUUUGUGCCACCUCAGACCAGUUCAUCAAAUCGAUUUAUUGGCCAGCAAAACAGUCCUGUUCCUAGCCCUUAUGCUCCCCAAAGUCCUGCAGGAUAUAUGCCAUACCCACACCUUGGAAGUUACACACAACAUCAACAAAUGCAGCAAGCUUCUGUUUCCAGUCCAAUUGUGGCAGGGGGUCUGAGGAACCUGCAUGAAAACAAAGUCUCCGGCCAAUUGGCAGGGAACUCUGCAAACCACCAUGCUGAUAACUCCAGACACAACACUAGUGAGGACUAUCUGCAGAUGGUACAUAGACUGGGCAGUGAGGAUAGUGAUUCUUCAAUAAGGAAUGCUGCCUCAUUUCCUCUACGAUCCCCACAGUCAGUGUGCUCUCCUGCUGGAAGCGAAGGAACACCGAAAGGAUCAAGAUCAUUAAUUCUUCAGUCGCAACCUCCUCCCUACACCUCUCCGAGAGAUGCUCCUCCUGAUAUUUUGCUGGACUCCCCUGACAGAAAGCUAAAAAGACAGAAAAAGUUAAAGACGAGCAAAGAUGAGAAGGAGUCGAGUGAAAAGUCAGCAAUGUAUGACAUCAUUAGUUCUCCCUCCAAGGACUCUACCAAACUCACAUUAAGACUGUCACGUGUAAGAUCUUCAGAAAUGGACCAGCAGGGAGACAUUCUCUCCAGCAUGGAGAACAGUAACGUUUCGGAGGGUGACUCCUCAUUCAAUGUGCAGUAUCCUGGGCAUGCAUCAAAAACGCCAGUCACUCCACAAGACGUAAAUCGUCCUUUAAACGCUGCUGCUUGUUUCCAAGAGCAGAAUGAAUUCCUGCAAGUGCCCGUCCUACAGCCCAACACGUCUGCAACUGCAAAACCGUCUCAACCUCCCGUGGCUCAGUCACAAACCCAACAAACAGGAAACAUAACGCCAUAUGACGAAGUUGAACUGGAUGCUCUGGCGGAAAUAGAGAGGAUAGAACGGGAAUCUGCCAUUGAGAGAGAACGCUUUUCAAAAGAAGUUCAGGAUAAAGAUAAACCUUUAAAGAAGAGGAAGCAAGAUUCCUAUCCAUUAGAAGCUGGAGGUGCUACUGGGGGAAACAGACCAGCUUCCCAGGAGACAAGUGCUACAGGAAAUGGGUCACGGCCAGCUUUAAUGGUUAGCAUUGAUCUUCUGCAUGCUGGCAGAGGGGACUCUCAGGCAACUGCAACUCAGGACUCAGACUCGGCAAAGAAAUCUGAAGAAGCAAAACAUUGUAAUGAUGGAAUUGUUUCUGUGCCUCCUGAAGACCCUAUGGGAGUUCAUAAAAAUACAUCGGAAAACAAUCCAGGGACUCCAAGAAAGACGUCAGAAACUGAGCAUCCUGAGCAAUCCGUCAUAAGCACACCUACUAAAGAUCCAGGUGACCUUGUGCCGGAGGAGUCGCUGAAAGAGGGCAACCCAUGUGACAUCAAAGCGGAGACCCCUGAGGGUGUUGGAAAUCCUAAAGUUUGUGAAGAGAGCAAAAGCGAGACAAAGCCUGGAGAAAGCGAGAUAAAGCCUGGCGAAAGCGAGACGAAGCCUGGCGAAAGCGAGACGAAGCCUGGCGAAAGCGAGACAAAGCCUGGCGAAAGCGAGACGAAGCCUGGCGAAAGCGAGACGAAGCCUGGCGAAAGCGAGACGAAGCCUGGCGAAAGCGAGGCAAAGCCUGAAGAAAGCGAGGCAAAGCCUGAAGAAAGCGAGCAAAGUUGUGAGGACAACAAGAUGGAGAGUAAAACAGAUGAGGUAACUGAGGAUGUAAAGGCAGAGUCAAAUGACACCAAGCCGUGUGACAACCAGGAGGGAGAGACACCCAAUGAAAGUGUCAGUGACUCUAAUAAAGAUGAUGACAAACAGGAGCAGAAACAGCAGCCAAGUACUCCAAAACAGCGUAGUGAAGGCAAAUCGGACACUUCCAAACAAAAACCUGAGUCAAGGCGGGAGACCAGACAGAAGGGCGACAGCAAACCAGAGCAAGCCAAACAAAAGGCUGAGCAGCCAAAACAGAAAGGUGAUGGGAGGUCCGAUACGCCCAAGCAGCGGACUGAUGGACGCUCUGAUAAUCCAAAACAGAAAAGUGAUGGGCGCCCAGAAACACCGAAGCAUAAAAACGAUAGACCUGAUACACCUAAGCAAAAGGGUGAAGGCCGACCCGAAACACCUAAGCAGAAAAGUGAUGCCCGACAAGAAGGCCAUAGACAAAAAAGUGAUGAGCGUACGAUAUUGACUAGACAGAAAAGUGACAGUCGCCCAGAGACGCCCAAACACAAACAUGAUAACAGAAAAGACUCAAUCAGACUCUCAUCCGACAAGAAACCAGAUUCAUCCAAAAAUAAAACAGAUUCAAAGCCCGAUUCUCCUAGGGUCAAGUCUGAAAGUCGCUCUGAUGCCGCUAAGCCGAAAGUGGAUGGGCGACCAGGUCGUGAAUCUUCAAAGCGAGAUCCUGAAAAUCCAAAACAGAAAUCUGAAGACAAGAGUGAAUCUGAUCGUCACAGGGUCAGGAAACCGGAGUCUCUGAGGUCCUUCAACAAGAACGAACAGGAUUCUAAACAAGGAAACAAGUCUGACCCUCCCAAAAAGGAUAAUUCUGAGCGAAAGCUCAGGCACGAUUCUGAGUCACGGGACAGACUUUCUUCUGGGGAGCAUAAAUUAAGACCGGGAAGCCCACGGAUUAAAUCUGACAGUAAACCAGACCCAAGUAAAUCAAAGACAGAUAAAUCUGCAUUAAGGUCGCCAACUGGUAAAGAUGACAAAAGGACCGAUGGGAAUAAAUCCAAGGUGGAGGGGAAUAAGGCACAUGGGGACAACAAGGGAGGUUUCCCAAGUUACUUGUUGGGUGGGAGUCAGGGCACACUGAAAAACUUUGUCAUUCCAAAACUCAAGAGGGAUAAGGAUGGCAAAGUCACCCAGGAGCCUAAGCGAACAGAUCAGAAAGGGCAGCAGAAAGCUGAUAAAGUGGGUUUUGUGGAAGAUCUUAACAAAGGAGCUAAGCCUGUAGUGGUUCUUCACAAAAUGUCUUUGGAUGAAGUACAAAAACUCCUUAAAGAAAGAGAGGAAAAAUCCAAGGCGGCAUUGAAGUCUAAUAAGAACAAGCAAUCGAAAUCCAGCAAAGCGGGCAUCGACCAGUCGGUCCUGAAAGAGCUUCCCCCUGAGCUGGUGGCAGAAAUUGAGUCAUCCAUGCCACUCUGCGAACGUGUGAAGAUGAACAAACGGAAGCGGAGCACGGUCAACGACAAGCCCAAAUACGCCGAGAUCAGCUCCGAUGAUAACGAAAGUGAAGAAGACUUUGAACCCUCUAAGAAACGACACAAAAAGGAGAAAAAGGAUGAGGAGUGGAAAUGUGAGGAAAGAGAGCGACGAAGCUCAGGGGAUCACCGUCGUGGGAACGAUAACCGGCGGAGCAGCCGCUACAGGGAACGCAGCCCUGAGGACUCUGAUAUGGAGGGAUCUCCACCAUCAAGCCUCAGAGAAGUCGCCCGGCAGAUGAGGAAGAAAGAACGUCUAAAGAAAAGGAAAGCCUACGAGCCCAAGCUUACCCCGGAAGAAAUGAUGGACUCUUCUACGUUUAAGAGGUUUUCGGCAUCAGUGGAAACUAUAUUAGAAAAUCUGGAAGAUAUGGACUGGAGCAAUUUUGGUGACGAUGAAGAAAUCCCUGCAGACCUUCUGUUGGGAAAACAUCAGUUGAAUGAGCUUGGCAGUGAGUCUGCAAAAAUAAAAGCAAUGGGCAUCAUGAAUAAGAUUUCUUCAGAGAAAAUGGUCAAGUUACUCGGGAUUCUCGAGAAGAAUAUCCAGGAUGGUUCCAAGCUUUCCACUUUGCUGAACCAUAACAAUGAUACAGAAGACGAGGAAAAGCUGUGGCGCGAUCUGAUCAUGGAGCGAGUAACCAAGUCUGCUGAUGCCUGUUUGACGGCCAUCAACAUUAUGACAUCUCCCAGUAUGCCCAAAGCAGUUUAUAUUGAGGAUGUCAUCGAGCAUAUUCUUCAGUACACUAAAUUUCACUUACAAAACACACUUUAUCCCCAGUAUGAUCCUGUUUAUAGGGUCGAUCCCCAUGGAGGGGGUUUAAUGAGUUCAAAAGCAAAACGUGCAAAAUGUUCCACCCACAAGCAGAGGGUCAUUGUUAUGCUGUACAACAAAGUGUGCGACAUUGUGGCCAGCCUGUCAGAGCUCCUAGAGAUACAGCUGCUCACAGACACCACCAUCCUGCAGGUGUCUUCGAUGGGGAUUACUCCAUUUUUUGUGGAAAAUGUCAGUGAAUUGCAGCUGUGUACCAUCAAGCUGGUCACUGCGGUGUUUUCCAGGUACGAAAAACACAGGCAGCUGAUUUUGGAGGAGUUGUUCACCUCUCUUGCAAGACUUCCAACAAGUAAAAGAAGCCUGAGGAAUUUUAGGUUAAACAGCAGUGAUGAUGACGGGGAAGCCAUGUAUAUCCAAAUGGUAACUGCACUGGUCUUACAGCUCAUACAGUGUGUGGUGCACCUUCCUAAUGAUAGAGACCAUGCAGAGGAGGAGUCAAACAAGAAGAUCGACCAAGAUGUCUUCAUCACUAACUCGUAUGAAACCGCCAUGCGGACUGCACAGAAUUUUCUGUCUAUUUUUCUUAAAAAGUGUGGCAGUAAGCAAGGGGAGGAGGACUACAGGCCACUGUUUGAAAACUUUGUCCAGGACCUUCUGUCUACAGUGAACAAGCCUGAGUGGCCAGCAGCUGAAUUGUUGCUGAGUUUGCUUGGUCGGCUCUUGGUUCAUCAGUUUAGUAAUAAGUCAACAGAGAUGGCAUUACGUGUGGCUUCAUUGGAUUAUUUGGGUACAGUAGCAGCGCGACUCAGGAAGGAUGCAGUUACCAGCAAGAUGGACCAAGGAUCAAUAGACCGAAUACUAAAGCAGGCCCCCAAAGGUGAAGAUGAGAUUCAGCAGCUGCAAAAGGCUUUGUUGGAUUACCUCGAGGAGAACACAGAGACAGAUCCGUCUUUAGUGUUUUCUCGGAAAUUUUAUAUAGCUCAGUGGUUCCGGGACACUACAAUGGAGACAGAGAAAGCCAUGAAAUCCCAAAAGGAUGAGGACUCUGAAGGAGUACACCACGCAAAAGAGGUUGAGAGCACAGGAGAUAUCAUGCAGCGAGCAGAAAAACGCAAAAAAUUCCUCCGCAGCAUCAUUAAAGCAGCACCAUCACAGUUUAGCACUUUGAAGUCAAAUUCUGACACAGUUGACUAUGAUGAUGCUUGUUUGAUUGUGCGAUACUUGGCCUCUAUGAGGCCGUUUGCCCAGAGUUUUGAUAUUUAUUUGACCCAGAUUCUGCGGGUACUAGGAGAGAAUGCAAUUGCUGUCCGAACGAAAGCCAUGAAGUGUUUGUCUGAAGUUGUAGCUGUAGAUCCAAGCAUUCUUGCCAGGUUGGAUAUGCAGCGAGGAGUUCAUGGGAGACUUAUGGACAACUCGACCAGUGUGCGGGAGGCAGCUGUGGAGUUACUGGGGCGUUUUGUGCUCUGCAGACCUCAGCUCGCUGAGCAGUAUUAUGACAUGCUUGUAGAGAGGAUACUAGACACUGGUAUUAGCGUAAGGAAGAGGGUGAUAAAGAUCUUGCGAGAUAUCUGCUUGGAGCAACCAACCUUUCCCAAAAUUACAGAGAUGUGUGUGAAGAUGAUCCGCAGAGUGAAUGAUGAAGAAGGCAUUAAGAAAUUGGUGAAUGAGACAUUCCAGAAACUCUGGUUCACGCCAACCCCCCAAAACGAUAAAGUAGCGAUGACCAGAAAAAUACUGAACAUAACAGAUGUGGUUGCCGCAUGUCGGGACACGGGAUACGACUGGUUUGAACAACUGCUGCAAAAUCUUUUAAAAGCAGAAGAAGAUACAUCGUACAAACCUGUGAAGAAAGCCUGUACGCAGCUAGUGGACAACCUGGUGGAACAUAUCCUCAAGUAUGAGGAGUCCAUGUCUGAUUCGGACAAUAAAGGUGUGAACUCUGGACGGCUGGUUUCUUGCAUCACCACUCUGUUCUUAUUUAGUAAAAUCAGGCCUCAGUUGAUGGUAAAACACGCCAUGACCAUGCAGCCAUACCUCACCACUAAAUGUAACACCCAGAAUGAUUUCAUGGUAAUAUGCAACGUAGCGAAAAUCUUGGAGCUGGUUGUGCCACUAAUGGAACAUCCGAGUGAGACCUUCCUCACCACAAUAGAGGAGGAUCUCAUGAAACUAAUCAUCAAAUAUGGCAUGACGGUGGUACAGCAUUGUGUGAGCUGUCUCGGGGCUGUUGUCAACAAAGUAACCCAAAAUUAUAAGUUUGUUUGGGCCUGUUUUAAUAGAUACUAUGGUGCGCUGAUAAAGUUAAAAACUGAGCAUCAGGAAGACCCCAACAGCACCGUACUGACCACCAACAAACCAGCUCUCCUGCGCUCGCUCUUCACUGUCGGGGCUCUCGCUCGACAUUUUGAUUUUGAUCAAGAAGAUUUCAAGGGUAGCAGUAAAGUCAACAUCAAGGACAAAGUUUUGGAGUUGCUGUUGUACUUCACAAAACAUUCAGAUGAGGAAGUGCAAACUAAAGCCCUUAUUGGACUUGGGUUUUCAUUCAUUCAGCAUCCAAUUCUCAUGUUUGAAGUGGAGGUGAAAAAUUUGUAUAACAGUAUUCUCUCCGACAAGAACUCAUCGGUGAACCUGAAAAUUCAAGUACUGAAGAACCUCCAGACCUACCUGCAAGAGGAAGAUACCAGGAUGCAGCAAGCUGACAGAGACUGGAAAAAAGUUUCAAAGCAGGAAGACCUGAAAGAAAUGGGAGAUAUUUCCUCAGGGAUGAGCAGCUCCAUUAUGCAGCUUUACCUCAAACAGGUUCUGGAUUCGUUCUAUCACAAGCAGUCAAGUGUCCGGCACUUUGCUCUCAAUGUCAUCGCAUUGACGCUAAACCAGGGUCUCAUUCAUCCUGUGCAGUGUGUGCCAUAUCUGAUUGCGAUGGGGACGGACCCUGAGCCUUCCAUGCGAAACAAAUCAGAUCAGCAACUGGUUGAGAUAGACAAGAAAUACACUGGAUUCAUCCAUAUGAAAGCUGUAGCAGGCAUCAAGAUGUCCUACGUGGUGCAGCAAGCAAUUGUGUCCGAUGCCAAGCGUGUCGUGCGUGGGUUCCGGCAAGACGAAUCCAACAGUGCUCUAUGCUCUCACCUGUAUUCUAUGAUCCGAGGGAACCGUCAGCACAGACGCGCUUUCCUUAUCUCAUUGCUCAACCUGUUUGAUGAUGCUUCGAAAACGGAAGUGACUAUGCUCGUGUAUAUAGCGGACAAUCUAGCCGGUUUUCCAUAUCAAACUCAGGAGGAGCCACUGUUUAUUAUGCAUCACAUAGACAUUACGUUAUCUGUGUCGGGUAGUAAUCUCUUGCAGUCAUUUAGGGAGUCAAUGGUAAAAGGUGGUAAGCGCAAGAAAAAAUCCAAGGGCGAAUCGGAGGAAGAAAACCGUGAAAGUGAGGAGGAGGUGGUGGUGGUAAAGCCUAGAAGAGCAAGACGGCGAGCGGCCGAAGAGUCCGAUUCUGAUGAUGAGGACAAUAUCGAUUAUGUCCUGAACUGUCUGCCGGAUGAUGCUGCUCCACUCAUCGAGUUUGCAAACGCCUCACAAGGAAUCCUCUUACUUCUGGUGUUGAAGCAGCAUUUGAAAAACCUCUGUGGAUUCUCUGAUAGUAAAAUUCAGAAGUAUUCACCGUCAGAAUCUGCAAAGAUAUACGAUAAGGCUAUAAACAGGAAAACAGGAGUCCAUUUUCACCCGAAGCAAACCCUGGAAUUUCUUAAGAGGGACAUGGUCAACAAGAAGAUUAAUGAUGACAUCAAGAGGACGAUUGCGAAACAAUAUUUGGACUUCAAGUUACUCAUGGAACACUUAGACCCUGAUGAGGAAGAGGAGGAGGGAGAGGUUUCUGCCAGCACAGAUAUCCGAAACAAAGCCAUUACUAAUUUGCUUGGAGGUAACAGCCCUAAAAACAAUGUGGCUGUGGCUGAGACUGAGGAAGAGGAAAGCGAUGGGGAGGAGAAAGCUGGGGCGACGUCAGGGUUAAGAAAAUCGAAACGGUUAUCAGACUCUUCAGAUCUAUCAGGCCAGAUGAAUGAGACGGUCGACGCCCAGGAUGUCAUUGCAAUUUGUUGUCCAAAGUACAAGGACCGGCCACAGAUUGCAAAAGUAGUUCAGAAAACCAGGCACGGGUACAGCAUUCAGUGGAUGGCGGGCUCCUACAGUGGCACUUGGGCUGAGGCCAAACGCCGUGACGGACGAAAGCUUGUGCCUUGGGUCGAUACAAUUAAAGAGUCGGACAUCAUUUACAAAAAAAUUGCGCUCUCGAGCGCGAAUAAGCUGACUAAUAAAGUUGUUCAGACUUUACGAUCGCUGUACGCAGCCAAGGACGGGACUUCCAGCUAAUAAUACGUUUGUAUAUUUGCAGCCAAAUUUACAGGAAAAAAAAUACACAAAAAGAAAAAAAAAAUAAGUCAUAAACUUGAAAUCUCAGCAUUCUGGCAAAAAAAAAAAAAAAAACAACGUAAAAGAUCAGUUUUAUGAAGCGCAAGAGUGGAACAUGGCGGCCUGAAGGAAAUGUUUGGAAAACAUUGUCGUGGGAGCUUCCUUCGCUGUUGUACAGCAGAAACUUCUCAGUUCAUUUUUACUCCCACUGUAUUAUAGUUUAACAAAAAUUUGUUUAUAUCUUGAAGAAUACUUUCUGUUUAAAAAAAAAAAAACGAGCGAAAAAAAAUGACAAAAAAUAAACAAGUGAAUGUUGAAAAUUAGUCUGUUAAUGUUCUUAAUAAAGUGUUCUUGGAGUUUAACCUAGCAGCGGAUGGCUUUCUUUAGCUUAGCCCGUUUUCCAGAGGAGCAUCAAUUCUUAUUUUUAUUUUAUUAUAAUUUUAUUUUAUUUUUUUCCUUCUUCAGGCUGUAAAAUGGCAGAAUGUUCUGAACACAUAUAAUUUAUUCUGUUGGACGGGGAGGGGGAGCAUGCAGUAUCUAUGACCGUUUCUGCAGGAGAUUAUUUUUUAUUAUUAUUAGUUCUAUAUUAUUUUCAGUUUAUUUUUAAUUUUUUCCUCUUUUGGUUUGUAAAUGUAGAAUUCUUUUGAUGUAUUGAGUCACCCUGAAAAUGAGUAUAAAAAAAACACACAAAAGGGAUCCCGAGAAUACCUGCUGGAGAAAAUACUGCAAUAAAUUUUUUUACUACUUUGUUACUUGUCUUGUUUCCGGUUGCAUUUCUUAAUGUAAAUCUGUUUGCAAUCCAAUUAUAUUAUUACUUUUGACGUCUUUUAUGUAAAAGUUGCUUUUUUAAAUUUUUUUAUUUUAACGCAAGUGAUAUUGUUAAUAAGGUUUGUAUAGGCUGAAAUGACCGCUCUCCUAUUUUCCUCCCUUCUUUUUUUUUUAAGGGGCAUAGACACGAUUUUAACUCCCGAUUUUAUUGUAUCCUGAAAUAUCUAGUGUUUAUCUAUAUGAUCUAGCACUGUGCCAAACACAUUUUCAAGACUGUUUGAUAAAAAAAAAAAUAGUUUA
This is a messenger RNA of Bufo gargarizans (Asiatic toad), 10807 nucleotides long. It is a transcript of the gene NIPBL, whose product is annotated as NIPBL cohesin loading factor. The coding region runs from base 857 to 9700 and encodes 2947 amino acids. Gene Ontology annotation, biological process: digestive tract development; replication-born double-strand break repair via sister chromatid exchange; heart morphogenesis. The record is from RefSeq and is a predicted model, not a curated record. Lineage: Eukaryota; Metazoa; Chordata; Amphibia; Anura; Bufonidae. Gene Ontology annotation, cellular component: Scc2-Scc4 cohesin loading complex. The transcript has 47 exons. Gene Ontology annotation, molecular function: chromatin binding.